This is a messenger RNA of Salvelinus sp. IW2-2015, 1761 nucleotides long. Lineage: Eukaryota; Metazoa; Chordata; Actinopteri; Salmoniformes; Salmonidae. The record is from RefSeq and is a predicted model, not a curated record.
GGCGGGAAGACAGGCGACAAGUUUACAUCCAAAAUAAGCUCAUUGUAACGUAUUGGGUUUAUUUCGGACAGAUUUUGGCGAGAGUGAAAACUCUCGCUUCGCCUCUUCCUCUCUGCUAUAAACUGCUAUGCCUUCUUUACGCGUGGUGGCUCCUUAAAGAUAAACGCAGUGAGAAUGAAUUUGAGCCGUGCUGCGCUGACGUAGGGGACUUUGGCGUAGACCCAGACGAGGGUACAGGAGAGGAGAAUAACGGAGAGAAUAAGGACUGUUAUCCUGGUUUUAUUUGGCCUAUGGUUUUGCAGGAAAUGUUCUUGGCAUUUUGAUCAACCAAACUGGACAUGCGGUACAAAUUUAUUUGCUGGKGUACAAUGACCUGUGUUCCAUUUAUUGAGAUACAACAUCAUAUUUUACAUAAUCAAUUGUAAACUAUACCACAAAUUAGAAUGUCCUUCAUAGUGACGUUCAAAAUGCUUAAUUGAACUAUUCUAGAUAUACAAUCUGAAAACGUAUUAUUCUGUCAAUGUGCCAAUAUUAUUAUAGAGUAGCUACUCCUCGAAAGAAAUAAAACAAUUGGGGAUUAGUUAGCCUAUUUUUGCGCCAUAUUCUAAAGUAAAAUCGACGACGGUCUCUGAAAAAUAUAUAACUGAGUCUCAGAGAGAGGGAGGGGUUCAGUGACCCUGCGGCCGGACAUUGGAGAGGGAGGGGAAAAGUGACAUAUCCCCAGGACACCACUGCCUCUUCUUGCGCUCUCUCUCUGUUCCCCUGGAGAGCACGGAGGGGGACUUGAACGGCAAGAGWCACAUCAUGCAACAUAAUGGUAAUGGGAAGGAGAAGCAGUCGGUGAACCAAUCCGACCCUCAGCUCCAGGGGACGACUGGUGGCAGCGGACCACACAUCCCAGGCAAUGACACCCUAAGCGGUCCCACACUCUUCCAACUGCCCGCUCAUUCCCAACUGGAGUUCAAACGCAACGCAGUCACAGAGGACUACAAAAUAACAACUCAAGUACUAGGACUGGGUAUCAACGGGAAAGUGCUGGAAUGCUACUGCAAGAAGACAGGGGAUAAAUGUGCGCUCAAGAUUCUGCAUGAUAGUCCUAAGGUGCGGCGGGAGAUGGAGCUUCAUUGGAGAGUGUCGGGGGGUCCAUACAUUGUUCGCAUCCUCAGCCUGUAUGACAACAUGCACCAGGGGGAAAAAUGCCUGGUUAUCAUCAUGGAAUUGGGCUCAUCAGAGGCUUCAGAGAUCAUGAGGGACAUAGGUACGGCCAUCGAGUACCUCCACCACAUGGACAUAGCUCACAGAGAUGUCAAGCCUGAAAAUCUGCUCUACACCACCAAGGAGAGCAAUGGUGUUCUGAAACUGACUGACCUCCACAACUCCCUCCAGACACCCUGUUACACCCCUUACUAUGUUGCCCCCGAGGUGCUCGGGCCAGAGAAGUAUGACAAGUCAUGUGACAUGUGGUCUCUGGGCGUGAYCAUGUACAUCCUGCUGUGUGGAUUCCCUCCGUUCUACUCGAACACGGGCCAGGCCAUCUCUCCAGGGAUGAAGCAGAGGAUCAGGAUGGGCCAGUACAACUUCCCUAACCCUGAGUGGGCCGAAGUGUCGGAGGAAGCUGAUCAACCAGCUGCUGAAGACAGACCCAAACGAGAGGAUGACCAUCGGGCAGUUCAUGAACCACCCCUGGAUCAAUGUGAGGGUGCUGCUUACUGCAUGUCUGAGAACACUGUCUGAGUGCGGUUGAUAAUAUGAGACCCGUGU